This is a messenger RNA of Microtus oregoni (creeping vole), 3785 nucleotides long. RefSeq names its product spermatogenesis associated 2 (gene Spata2). Lineage: Eukaryota; Metazoa; Chordata; Mammalia; Rodentia; Cricetidae. The transcript has 3 exons. Gene Ontology annotation, biological process: protein linear deubiquitination; protein K63-linked deubiquitination; regulation of tumor necrosis factor-mediated signaling pathway. The record is from RefSeq and is a predicted model, not a curated record. Bases 333 to 1865 code for a protein of 510 amino acids. Gene Ontology annotation, cellular component: cytoplasm.
GCAAGUGUCCAGUGACAGGUCCCGGUACUUCAUUGGCAGAGGGAAGGGCGUUAGCGAGAGCUUGCCCAUCGUGUGCGGUGCUCUGGUUUCUGCCUCCAGUUCCCAGCACCACCGACAAAAGACCGUACGCGCCUGCCUCUGAGCCUGGGGCGUUUUCCGCGCCGCUAUGGCGGUCAGAAGCAGGCGACUCACCCAGUCGGGAGAAGCCGCCGCAGAGCAUGCGCUGGUCCAUGGGCACCAUGCCAGUUCUUCAUGUGAUGUGCCAGCCUCCAGUUCCAGGGCCAUGGGGGAGAUGAGGUAGCCCUUGGGUUUGAUUGGGGAAGCCCAGUUCAAUGGAUACGAAGUACAAGGAUGAUUUAUUUCGGAAGUACGUGCAGUUCCAUGAGGGCAAAGUGGACACCACCCCCAGCAAGCUGCAGCCUGGCAGCGAUGAGUACCUGCGAGUGGCAGCCGCCACCCUGCUCAGCCUGCACAAGGUGGACCCCUUGCACCGAUUUCGGCUGAUCCGGUUUUAUGAAGUGGUAGAGAGCUCCCUGCGUUCACUGAGCAGCUCCAGCCUGAGUGCUCUGCACUGCGCCUUCAGCAUGCUAGAGAUGGUGGCCAUCAACCUCUUCCUGUUCCCCUGGAAGAAGGAAUUCCGCAGCAUCAAGACCUACACAGGCCCUUUUGUUUACUAUGUCAAGUCCACUUUGCUGGAGGAGGACAUCCGAGCCAUUCUGAGGUUCAUGGGCUACGAGCCUGAGUUGGGAACUGCAUACAAACUCAGGGAGCUUGUGGAGUCCCUCCAGGUGAAGAUGGUCUCCUUUGAGCUCUUCCUGGCCAAGGUCGAGUGUGAGCAGAUGCUGGGGAUCCACUCGCAGGUGAAGGACAAGGGCUACUCAGAGCUGGAUGUGGUGACUGAACGCAAGAGCAGUACAGAGGAUGCGCACGGGUGCUCAGAUGCUCUGCGGCGACGGGCUGAGAGCAGGGAACACCUGACCACAUCCAUGGCUCGUGUGGCACUGCAGAAGUCAGCCAGUGAGCGGGCAGCCAAGGACUACUACAAGCCUCGAGUGACCAAACCCUCCAGGUCGGUGGAUGCCUAUGACAGCUACUGGGAGAGCCGGAAGCUCCCCUCAAAGGCCUCACUGAGUCUGCGAAAGGAGCCCCUGGCCAUGGAUGUAGGGGAUGACCUGAAGGAUGAGAUCAUCCGCCCAUCCCCCUCCUUGCUGACCAUGUCCAGCUCCCCCCAUGGCAGCCCUGAUGACCUUCCAUCCAUCUCCCCCACCAACGGACUUGGCCUGCUGCGCAGUCCGUACUUUUCCACUCAGGAUGACGUGGACCUGUAUACGGACUCAGAACCCAGGGCCACCUAUCGGAGGCAGGAUGCUCUGCGGCCGGACAUAUGGCUGCUCAAAAAUGAUGCCCACCCCAUCUACCACAAGCGUUCACCCCCCACCAAAGAGUCUGCCCUAUCCAAGUGCCAAAACUGCGGCCUGUCCUGCAGCUCUGCCCUCUGCCAGCGCUGUGACAGUCUACUGGCCUCCAAGCCCAGCGCUUUUCCCAGCAAGGCAUCUAGUCACGACAGCCUGGUCCAUGGGGCACCUAUGCGGGAGAAGUAUGUGGGUCAGACUCAGGGCCUUGACCGGCUGCCACCUGUCCACUCAAAGCCCAAGCCCUCCACCACAGCCACCUCCCGCUGUGGCUUUUGUAACCGUGUGGGUGCCACCAAUACCUGCACCCAGUGUUCAAAAGUCUCCUGUGACGCCUGCCUCGGCGCCUACCACUACGACCCGUGCUGCAGAAAGAGUGAGCUGCACAAGUUCAUGCCCAACAACCAGCUAAACUACAAAUCCACUCAGUUCUCCCAUCUCGUGUACAGAUAGGCCCCACCCCCAUCUUCCGCUACAAGGGCUACACCGCUGACCUGGCUUGGUCCCGUCCAGAGGUAGCAGAGCAGCAUCAGAAUCUGGGAUCUGAGCUUGACCACGGAAGCAGCCAGGGUCACUGCUCCUUCACACUCUCGGUCUGAGGGACAGGGUGGCACUUCCAUUCAGUCAUUCCGCUGACCUCUCCACUCCCUGCUCAGCUGGUUUGGGUUUGGGUUCUGGUUCCUUUGAAAGAAGGUCUCUGUCUCUGGGACUCUUGCCACAUCUACCCCUCCCACCGCAAAGCCAGCUUGGACUGGGAAGGAUCCUUUGGGCCACCUUUAAAUGCCCACCAGGAGUGGCGAGCUAGAGGCCUGCUGGCUUGUGAAAUGAGCCCUCCUGCCAUACUGGGCCUCUCUGAUGGCUCGCCUCUUUUCCUGCUCCCCUGAUACAAGGAUCCCUAGGCAGAUGUCCCCGUCCCCUACCUCCCUCCAACUGGUAUCAAAGGGGAGCAAGUUCAGUAUUAGCUGAAUGCCAUCUUGCCAGCUCCACUCAAUCAGCCCACAGUGUUGGCGAGCUCUGCUCAGCGACUGGAAAGUGGACUCCACAGCAGGACUGAUGUUCCUUCCUGUUUGCACCCCCCCCACUGUACUGUAUAUACAGAGUUUAAGGUUAUUUUUAAGUGAGUAUUCAACUUGAUGUGUAUUUCAACAUGGUGAAAGAAAUUAAUGAUAACGGUAUUUAUAAAGGUGCCCUGGGACCUUUAGUCUUCCAAGGGGGGUGGUCUCCACUUCGGGUGGAACCAAGAGCCUCGGGGUAGAGGACUGACAAAGCCCAUGGUCCUUCUUGUAUGGGUAGAGGGCGGCUGCCCUUCCCUACAGUUAAUAUUAUACACCUACCUCCAGUGUGCACGUGGGGUUAGCACGGUGCCGAGGGCUGCAAUGACCCCAGUGACAAGGUGGAGACCUCAGCCCUCACAUCUACAGCUCUGGUCUUGGUGCCUGCUGAGCAUGAUCUCGCACCCCAAACCUCAAGUUCAUUUCAGAAGGAAAUUCAGGUGGGGUUCCCUCCACCCCCAUCUAAGCCUUCCUCACUGGUUUGCGGGGCUCUCAGCAGUAGCUCUCAGUCUUUUUGCACUAGGGUGGGCAGAGGUGGUAUGUGCCCAUCGGAUAAAUGCUUCUCCAGUACGCAGCUGAGUGUCCACGACUCCUUGUAUAAAUUACCCACCUCUCAAUUUUCCUUUUUUGGGGAGCAGAGACAGGAGUAGGGCAGGAAUUUGAAACUGUCACUUUCUUGUGAACUGGUAGCACACUUUAGCCAUAGGCAGCUGUGACGUAUGCUGUGUGGGACAUAUAUGCUAGUGGGGUUUUCCCAAAGAAAGAAGGCGUUCAGCUCUAGAGCAGGCUUGACUCUGGCCAAACCCUGAGCCACUGUGAAUUUGCUGGUGUUCUUCCGAUUUACUGGAGUGAUUUUAAGGUUUUCAAAUCUUAUAUGGCUCUUUUUUUAAAUCUCUAGCCGAUAGAUUACAUGUAGAUAGGUGUAUAUACAGCUAAAUUUGAGCAAUUUUAUUACUGAGACUAGCCUCCCUGGGCAUCGGUCUUUGAAGUUCCCUCCAUGCUUUGGAACUGGCGAUGCCUGGCACACUCCUGAGAGCUCUAGUUUUCCAUUCCAGUUUGCUCCAGCAUUGCAGGGACUCUAAGAUGGAGGCCAGGUUGCCCAGGUUAGUCCAGUGUACUUUGUCCCAGGAAAUAUUGUGUGUACAGACUGGCAUGGCCUCACCCUCCUAGGUGUGUCUCACCAUAGGAGAUUGCUGUGAUCCGGAGAGUUAAGUAUAUGCUAAUUUAAAAUGCACAUUAUUUUGUGUUUGAUUUCUACAGAGUUGAAAUGUUCAGAGAUUUUAAAAAAAACUAAAUAAAGUGUCUUCCAUUGUUAAACAAA